AUGCAGCGCAGGCAAGCCAGCAAUGCCGAUGGGGGGAAAUGUCUCCGUGCCGCCCUACAAUCCUCUGGGUCAGCAGUCCUGCUUUCAGCAACAAGCGAACCAACAAGUGCAGAUGCUGCUGACCAAGGCCUCUGUCUCACGGUUUCAAUCGGCCUUUCGGGUUUGGGGAUUAACAUGCGUUGA
Symbiodinium sp. CCMP2592 is the source of this 183-nucleotide messenger RNA. The record is from the annotation of a GenBank genome assembly. Lineage: Eukaryota; Dinophyceae; Suessiales; Symbiodiniaceae.